Molecule: messenger RNA, 1853 nt
Organism: Eruca vesicaria subsp. sativa (arugula)
Lineage: Eukaryota; Viridiplantae; Streptophyta; Magnoliopsida; Brassicales; Brassicaceae
Source: the annotation of a GenBank genome assembly
GUGUCUCUCCUCCUCUUUCCGUCUCUCCUUAUUCUUCAGCUCAUCAGCAAAGAGAGACACAAGAGAUACGAUAAUGACGACCACCUACGAUUUCGAAGACACACCAUCGAACUACGACGAUGUCCAGCGUCAGGGCGGCCAAGACGCCGUCUACGACCCAAACUUCGUUCCAGAUUCAGUCAAAUCCUUCGUGGUUCACAUUUACAGACACAUCAGGGAGAAGAACGUCUACGAGAUCCACCAGAUGUGCGAGGCAUCUUUCCAGACCCUGUCCGAACGUCUCUUCAAGGACACGCCUUGGCCUUCCGUCGAAGCCAUAGCUCCUUAUGUGGACAAUGACCAUGUCUUUUGCCUUCUUUACCGUGAGAUGUGGUUCCGACACUUGUACGCGAGGCUGUCUCCUACGUUGAAGCAGAGGAUUGAUUCCUAUGAUAACUAUUGCAGCCUCUUUCAGGUGGUGUUGCACGGUGUAGUGAAUAUGCAACUACCGAACCAGUGGUUGUGGGAUAUGGUUGAUGAGUUUGUUUACCAGUUCCAGAGUUUCUGUCAGUACAGAGCCAAGAUGAAGAACAAGACAGAGCAAGAGAUUGCAUUGCUGAAACAGAAUGACAAGGCAUGGAAUGUGUAUGGUGUGCUCAACUUCUUGCAAGCGCUUGUGGAGAAGUCCACCAUCAUCCAGAUUCUGGAGCAGGAGAAGGAAGGGCUUGAGCAGUUCACUGCUACUGACGGGUACGAUUACAGUGGUGGAAGCAACGUGUUGAAGGUCCUUGGUUACUUCAGCAUGGUUGGUUUGUUGCGUGUUCAUUGCCUCCUGGGUGAUUACCAUACCGGUCUCAAGUGGUUGCAGCCCAUUGAUAUUACUCAGCAAGGUGUUUACACCAGUGUCAUUGGUUGCCAUAUUGCAACUAUCUAUCACUAUGGAUUCGCCAACCUUAUGCUGCGAAGGUAUGUUGAUGCGGUUCGUGAGUUCAACAAGAUUCUCCUCUACAUUUACAAGACGAAGCAGUACCAUCAAAAGUCACCUCAGUAUGAGCAGUUACUAAAGAAGAAUGAGCAGAUGUAUGCUUUGCUUGCGGUUUCGCUCUCCCUCUGCCCUCAGACAAAGCUUGUUGACGAGUCUGUCAACUCUCAGUUGCGUGAGAAGUAUGGUGAAAAGAUGAUGAGGAUGCAGAGGUACGACGAUGAAGCGUUUGGUAUCUAUGACGAGCUCUUCUCUUACGCAUGCCCCAAGUUCAUCACCCCUUCUGCACCAAGUUUUGAGGAGCCUCUUGUCAAUUACAAUCAGGAUGCAUACAGGCUUCAGUUGAAGAUGUUCCUUUAUGAGGUGAAGCAGCAGCAGCUCUUGUCAGGUGUGAGGACGUUCCUAAAAGUUUACUCCUCCAUUUCUAUUGCUAAGCUUGCAAACUACAUGGAAGUUGAUGAACCAACUCUAAGGACCAUAUUGUUAACAUACAAGCACAAGACUCAUUCAGUUGGUUCUGAUGGGAAGAUCAUCUCCAAUGCAGACAUUGAUUUCUACAUCAACAAUGAUAUGAUCUACGUUGUGGAAUCAAAACCUGCAAAGCGUUAUGGUGAUUUCUUCUUGCGGCAGAUUGCUAAGCUUGAAGGUGUGAUAAACGACAUGGACCGCAUCAAGCUGGAAUGAGGAAUUGUCUGUGUUACCUUCAGCACUCUUUAUUUAGUGAAAUGGUGUUUUGGUGUUAUCGUUAUCUUUUUAUGAAAAACUUUUUUUUUUUUUUCCCUUGAGUUCACUGUAAGAACAUCUAUUGCUUACUAGGAUUUGGACCUUCUUUGGAAUAACUUCACAAGCAAGAUCUUCUUUGAUACAACUCAUUCCUUUUAUAAGAUGUUAC